UCGUUUCAUUGGGGUUAGGACCUAAUGAUCUAAAAUUUGUUCAACUACAAUUAUAAUUAAAAUUAAAAUUGGUAAUAUUGGAAAAUAAAAAUUACAAACAGUUAUAAAUAUUAAUCUCUAAUAAAAAACGAAUACGCUUUUAAAUUGUACCAUUGCCACGAUUAAGUGGUCGUAGAGAAGUAUCUUCCUUACUCAGCAGUAUUUUAUCGUUUUAGCUGGCAAUUUUUCAAUAAAUGAGAAUGCUACAAAAAAAAAUCAGACAGACGGCACACAUAUUUUAUUCUUUAUAUUUUAGCUUUGAAGUGGCUUAGAAAUAGAAAAUUAAAUAGUCAUAAAAAUACAUAUUUUACAAAGUAAGGGUCACAAUAAACAUAUGCACAGAAAUGAGUCAACGCCCAUAUUAACACCAUGCGUUUGGACUUAAAAAAAAGGUCGUAGAACGAUGAAAAAUGAACCGAUUUAUUUGAUUUUUUUAUGAUAUCUUAGAAAUGUCAUUGAGCGGGUCUGGUGAAAAAUUCAAGUCUUAAGUCGAAAACGGACGAAAUUUUAAAACGCUCGCAGGUGAGCGGCAAAAUAUUUCCGAACUUUGUCAAUAAUUUUCCCAGAGUGACCGAAUACUUUUGUUAUUAUAUAAAAAAUUAUUAUAAAAAAAUCGUUUUCAUGUCGUAAAGUGUCGCAAGAAUUUCGGGCGUCUCGAACGCAUUAAAAAAAAAAAAUGCUCGUAAAACGGUGAAAAUUGAACGGAUUGAAUUGAUUUUUUUAUCAUAUCUCAGGAAUGUCAUUGAGCGGGUCUGGUGAGAAAUUCAAGUCUUAAGUCGAAAACGAUGGAAAUUUUAAAACGCUCGCGGGCGAUAAAAUAUAGUGCUAUAUGCAAAUGCAAAAUAGUGUCAUAAUAAAAAUACAUAUUACACCAUAUAAUAAACGUAUGAGCAGAAAUGAAUCACUGUGCAUAUUAAACCAUGCGCGUAGACUUAAAAAAAAAAAGCUCGUAAAAUGGUGAAAAAUUAAUGGAUUAAAUUAAUUUUUUUAUCAUACCUCAGGAAUGUCAUUGGGCGGGUCUAAUGAAAAUUUCAAACCAUAAGUCGUAAAACAAAGCGAGCGUUUUUCUCAAAAACGGUCGAAAUUUUAAAACACUCGGGGGCGAGUGGCAAAAUUUUCCGACCUUCGCCAAUAAUUAUCCCGGAGUCUGUUGACCGAGUACUUUCGUUAAAAAAAAAAAUUUUGAAAAUCCGAGCAAGCUAAGUAAUUUUCCCAGAAAAGCGUUUUUUUCCUUGUUCUAUUAUUUAAUGAGAUUAAUAGAAUAGGCAAUACAAGUACUUGUUAUAAAUACAUUUAAAAUAUUUACUUUUGUAUUCAACAAAGAGGGGAUAAUAUAGGCUGUUGCCGUUUUCACAGUUACUAUAACGAUUUUAUGGAACCAAUUUUUAAUAUUAUUUUGGGGAAAAAGGUUGAUGAAUGGUUUAGCGUACUUUAUAUCGUAGCAAUUAUUUCAUAUGUCGAAUAGACAUUGUUUGUAAAAAAACCUACCUUAAAACUAUUUCAUUUUAUCAAUUUGUUGUGAUGUUCCUAUGAGAAAGCUUGUACUUUUAUGAAAAGCUAAACGUUAAUAUUGAAAUUACAUCAAUACAAGUUUAAAUAACAUUAUCUAAGUUAAAAAAAAAAAGUACAGUCGAGAUCCAACGUCAUGGAAGUAUUCCUGUUAGAUUAGUAUUGAUUAUUAUAUAUAUAUAUAUAUAUUUUAACAUGACCGGCAUUAUUGUGGACCGCCCAGGAAUUGACGUUAGGCAUUACUUCAGGGCGGCCUACACCAUCUUUGUAACUCACAACAUAGCAUGACUUCCCUCGAUAGCCAAAAAUCCGGUCGGUUACUUGGGUUGCACUACAAGGAGAUGAGGGACUUUAGGAUAGUGAACUUAAACACACUAAGGCGCCCGCCUAAACUAGCAACUCAGAUUCUCCUGGCCAUGAUUUCUUUUUGGCGAACGCCUGGACGAGCGACCACGUCUCCCGGCUUCCUAACAUCAGGUCCGCCGUAGACGCGACUUGGAACGUGGACCCCUGUUGGGACUCCAAAAGGUUUCGCUCCUGGGCCCAUGCUCGUACCGGAAGAGGAUGUGGAGAGCAUUGUCUACCUUGUCCCGAGCGGUCCGAAUAAUGGCCGCACGUUAGCGCGGCUGCUAUACGAAUAACGUGAGGAUACUCAUUUAAAGCAGCCAUGGCCAGAUGAUACGUUAUUAUGUAAGAUGAUACGUUAUAUCAGCGUGUGUCUGUUCCAUCCAACUGUCCAACCAAUUAGAUAUGUGCUAUUCAUACAUCAUUAUUUAACGAAAAAAUGAGGAUAGUAUUCAUAAUAAAUCACACUGAAGAUAAAAAAAAGAGUUUGAUUAUCAAUGUUAAAGAAAAUCUAAAUAGAAGAAUCGUUUAAGCAUAAUAUAUGAGAUUAAUUUGCUGACUUAUAUUUGACAAUUUUUUUUUUUAAAGAAUUUAAGUUAUUACUGUUGAAAAAAGAAAAUGGAUGAAUCCGUGGAUUGUAUGAUGGAAAAGGUUAUUGAAAAUAAGGAAGUUACUAAAAAACCAAACAUAAGAAAGGAUAAAACAAAUAUUAUUGUAUUAUUGUUAUUUUAUACUUUACAAGGAGUACCUAUGGGGUUUUCUCUUUCUAUACCUUUAUUUUUACAAAAUAUACACAAUUUACCAUUUAUUGAACAAGCAAAAUUUAGUAUUGUCGUUUGGCCUUACAGUAUGAAACUUUUAUGGGCACCUAUAAUCGAUUCUAUCUUCUUACGGAAAAUAGGUCGCAGAAAAUCCUGGUUAAUACCCGUGCAAUAUUUACUUGGUUUUUCUUUUCUUAUUUUGGGUUUUAAUAUAAACUAUUGGCUAGUCAAAACAAAUAAACCUCACAUAUACAUGCUUAUUUUAAUGGUUUUUUUCACAAACUUCCUUGCUGCUACACAAGAUAUUGUUGUUGAUGGAUGGGCUCUAUCAAUGUUGAAAAAAGAAAAUAUUGGGUAUGUAUCAAUGUGUAAUAGCGCAGGCCAAGCAUUUGGUAUAUUUUUAGGAUAUGUUCUAUUAAUUAUGCUCGAAUCUGAAUCUUUUUGUAAUAAUUGGUUAAGAUUACAUCCUACGUCAGGUGGUUUAAUAACAUUCCAAGGUUAUUUAUAUUUUUGGGGUUGUAUAUUUAUAAUGGUUACAACGUUAAUAGCUGUAUUAAAAAGUGAAAAAGAUAACUUGCACAAAUUAUCGUGUAAUAACUAUUACAGUAUGAUUGAAACUUAUAAGUUGUUAAUAAAUAUAAUGAGGCUUCCCAGCAUUAGAAUGUUUGCUCUUAUUUUAAUUACAAUAAAAAUAAGCUUUAGUUCUGUCGAUGCUGCAUUUAAUUUAAAAUUAAUUAAUGAAGGGGUUUCAAAAGAUGAUUUAGCUGCUAUAGAACUACUAUUGAUGCCCAUACGUAUAAUUUUACCAUUUAUCAUAACAAAAUUUACUUCAGCUUCUAAACCUUUGGAGAAUUAUCUCAUAUCAAUGUUAUUUCGAUUAGUAGUUGGUGCUGCUAGUACAGCCGUCAUAUAUAUUACUCCAUAUUUCUUGAGUCAAAAUGAAAAUUAUACUUUGAUUUAUAAAAUUAUAUUGUUUACUGUUUAUUUUUUACACGAGUUGAUAGUAUGCGUAAUGAUAGUAAAUAUUAUGGCUUUCUACGCUCGAAUAAGUGAUCCAAAAAUUGGAGGUACUAAUAUGACUCUGUUAAGUACAAUUGGAAAUCUAGGAACUUCUUGGUCAAAAACUUGUGCUAUAUGGUUGAUCGAUUUUUUUACUUAUAAACAAUGUUCAAAUGAUGAUUCUAAUAAAUGCUUUUAUAGAUAUGAUACAAAUAUUUGUACAAAAUCAGGUGGGACUUGUAGAAUUUCUGUAGAUGGUUUUUAUAUUGAAGCAUUAAUAUGUACAAUAUAUGGAAUAUUAUGGUUUUUUUUCUUUAGAAAACCUAUAAAGAAGCUACAGUCAAAACCAAUAAAUGAAUGGCAUGUCAAUAAGUAGAAAAAUUUUAUAUUUCUUAUUUUUAGGUUUAUUUGUAAUUUAUACUUGCAUAAAAUAUUAAAUGUAAUUUUUAAAAUUUUGUUAAUUGUUAAAAUUGAGUUUCUAUAUUUUACCUUGAGACUAAUGAAUUAUGUAUAAGAAUAAAACUAUUUUUAUGUUUUUU
Daktulosphaira vitifoliae (grape phylloxera) is the source of this 4192-nucleotide messenger RNA. RefSeq names its product acetyl-coenzyme A transporter 1-like. The transcript is spliced from 11 exons. Gene Ontology annotation, molecular function: acetyl-CoA transmembrane transporter activity. NCBI's taxonomy places the organism in Eukaryota, Metazoa, Arthropoda, Insecta, Hemiptera, Phylloxeridae. The coding region runs from base 2512 to 4029 and encodes 505 amino acids. The record is from RefSeq and is a predicted model, not a curated record. Gene Ontology annotation, cellular component: membrane.